Lontra canadensis (Northern American river otter) is the source of this 3638-nucleotide messenger RNA. RefSeq names its product netrin G2 (gene NTNG2). The record is from RefSeq and is a predicted model, not a curated record. NCBI's taxonomy places the organism in Eukaryota, Metazoa, Chordata, Mammalia, Carnivora, Mustelidae. The transcript is spliced from 9 exons. Bases 1881 to 3614 code for a protein of 577 amino acids.
UGGGUGGCAGCACUUCACAGAGGGAGUCAGAGCGGCAGGCUUGAGCCCUUGGCUGUUGGGGGUGGGUGGACUGACUCACUUGGCCCCCUCCCUGGUGCCGAUGGGGCAGCCCCCACACCCCUGGGCGCUGGCACCCCGUCAGGCCCCAGGGUUUUGGAAAAGGAAGCAGCAGCCCCGCGGCGCCUGACCCGGGCCGGCUGAGGAUGCGCCCUGCGCGCAGGGACCCGCCGGCCCCCGAGCCGGGAGGAGAUGUUUAGGCAGCGACCCCCCAGAGCAGGCUCGCUCCCGCGGCCGCCUGCUGGGGCCACCCUGGCCGCGGGCCCGCCGGGACGCCCCUGCUGGCGGCGCCCCUCCCCGGGCCGUGGCGCGUCCCCCGAGUCUCGCAGUAUUUCCUUCCUGCACCUUUAAGAAGACCGUUGCUCCGUGGUGGGAUGGUGUGUUAAAGCCACACAGAGGAAGUUACGCAGCCCGGAUCAGACCGAGAGAUAAAAGCCCCGAUGGUGAUCGUGAGAGAUGGCAAGAGGAUUUAGCCCCGGCAUUAACUUGGAGCGGAGUGCAGGGGGGCGGUGAAGCGCCCCGCCAUCUGGCCCGCGCCGCGCCGCGGGGGGGAUGCCCCGGCGCCCCGACGAGCCGCCGCGAAGCCCACCCGGGCCGGGGGCUGCCCGGUGCCCGCGCGCCGGUCCUCUCCGAGCCGCCCAGGGGGCCCAAAAAGUUUGCACUUGUUAGAGGCGACCUCCCGCUCGGCCCGGGGUGGGCGAUGCGGGCGGCGCGGGCGGCCCCCUCCCCCGGCCCGCGUCUCCGGGACGGCUGCGGGCGGCCCCCCCGGCGGCCGGAGGGCGCCCCAGCCCCGAUCUGACGGCCGCGGCGGCGGCGGCCACAGCGGCGAGCGGGAGCGGCGCGCCGAGGAGCAGCGGCUCGCCGCCCUCCGGCCCGCGCCCCCACCCAGCGCCGGCCAGGGCAGGCGGAGCGCCCGCGGGCGGCGGUCCUCGGCCUCCCGGGUCCGCGCUCCGGGAAGCUGCUCCGAGCCGGGGUGUUGUUGCUAAUGAGCUCUCUUCCUCCCCUCUUACAAUGAAAGACAAGCCAGCCCCCGGGUACCUGGAUGGAUUGAGAGCCGAAGUGUCAGAAACUUCAUAAUAAGUUGCUGAUGGCUACCAGCCAAGGUCAGCUGGCCCCCAUUAGUGCCUGUCCCCACAAAGCAGAGCCAAAUAAGCUUCUCCCCAGUUAAGAACCUCAGUCGCUUUUUUAUGUGGCAGUCCAGCCACACAAUUGUUGUCACUUUAAGCCCAGGUGAAAAGAAAUCUCUUCUAUUGGUCUGAGAUGCCAGUCCAGUCCCACAGAGGGAACACGGUUCCAGCUAACACGCACACCUCCUGAUUUUAUUUUAUCUCUACAACGCAGGCUGGAGGGUUGUUUUGCAGUUCUGUUGAGCACAUCACACAUUUAAGGGCCCUUUAAAGACCUGGAUUGAUUGGAAGGACAAAAAUUAAAAGCAAUCUGAUCCGGCCUCGUGCCAGAUCCCUGAGGAUUUGCUCCCUAUCCCAUUUCCACCCACUGUCACAAUUCGAGAGCCUGCCUGAUUUGAUCAGAUUCGCCUCUGGGAGAGGUGUAAUGCCAAGGUUAGGAGGACGCGAAGUUACGGGCAACUUUCUGAUUUGCCCAUCAGCAGUCUGAGAAACGCUGGCUCUGAGUUUUCCAAAUCGGCCUUUGGGAAGAAACAAGUUCCUCGCUCUUCGCAAGCCGGCAGGCUCCGGUCCCUGGGACAUCCAGCCUCCGGUGCCUGGUGGAUGUGGCACUUCCAUGCUGAGGCCGAGAGUCCCGCCUGACCCAGUCACUGCCUCUCCAGGGCCCGUCUGGGCCACGCCCCUGCGGACUGCGCAGCCAUGCUGCCCCUGCUCGCACUUUUCCUGUACUGCCUCCCACCGGCCUCGGGGGACUACGACAUCUGCAAAUCCUGGGUGACCACGGACGAGGGCCCCACCUGGGAGUUCUACGCCUGCCAGCCCAAGGUGAUGCGGCUGAAGGACUACGUCAAAGUGAAGGUGGAGCCCUCUGGCAUCACGUGCGGAGACCCCCCUGAGAGGUUCUGCUCCCACGAGAACCCAUACCUGUGCAGCAACGAGUGCGACGCCUCCAACCCCGACCUGGCCCACCCGCCCCGGCUCAUGUUCGACAGGGAGGAUGAGGGCCUGGCCACGUACUGGCAGAGCGUCACGUGGAGCCGCUACCCCAGCCCGCUGGAAGCCAACAUCACCCUCUCAUGGAACAAGAGCGUGGAGCUGACCGACGACGUGGUGGUGACCUUCGAGUACGGCCGGCCCACAGUCAUGGUCCUGGAGAAGUCCCUGGACAACGGGCGCACGUGGCAGCCCUACCAGUUCUACGCCGAGGACUGCAUGGAGGCCUUCGGCAUGGUGGCGCGCCGCGCCCGCGACCUGUCAUCCACGGGCGCCCACCGCGUGCUGUGCACCGAGGAGUACUCGCGCUGGGCCGGCUCCAAGAAGGAGAAGCACGUGCGCUUCGAGGUGCGGGACCGCCUGGCCAUCUUCGCCGGCCCCGACCUGCGCAACAUGGGCAACCUCUACACGCGGCUGGAGAGCGCCAAGGGCCUCAAGGAGUUCUUCACCCUCACGGACCUGCGCAUGCGGCUGCUGCGCCCGGCGCUGGGGGGCACCUACGUGCAGCGGGAGAACCUCUACAAGUACUUCUAUGCCAUCUCCAACAUCGAGGUCAUUGGCAGGUGCAAGUGCAACCUGCACGCUAACCUGUGCUCCGUGCGGGAGGGCAGCCUGCAGUGCGAGUGUGAGCACAACACCACCGGCCCCGACUGCGGCAAGUGCAAGAGGAACUUCCGCACCCGGUCCUGGCGCGCCGGCUCCUACCUACCGCUGCCCCACGGCUCUCCCAACGCGUGUGCUGCUGCAGGCUCUGCUGUUGGCAGCGUCGGCAGACCCCGGAAAGACCCUGUCCCCAGAGCCCCUGUGGCCACUGUGGCCCUGAGAGGGGACCCCAGCACUCUCGCUCCCUCUACUUCCACCGGGCGGGCCCCGAUGGCCCCCAGCACCCCACAGCCCAUAGACUGUGAGUGCUAUGGCCACUCCAACCGCUGUAGCUACAUCGACUUCCUCAACGUGGUGACCUGUGUCAGCUGCAAACACAACACGCGAGGCCAGCACUGCCAGCACUGCCGUCUGGGCUACUACCGCAACGGCUCUGCCGAGCUGGACGACGAGAACGUGUGCAUCGAGUGUAACUGCAACCAGAUCGGCUCCGUGCACGACCGGUGCAACGAGACCGGCUUCUGCGAGUGCCGCGAGGGCGCAGCGGGACCCAAGUGCGACGACUGCCUCCCCACGCACUAUUGGCGCCAGGGCUGCUACCCCAACGUGUGCGACGACGACCAGCUGCUCUGCCAGAACGGCGGCACGUGCGUGCAGAACCAGCGCUGCGCCUGCCCGAGCGGCUACACCGGCGUGCGCUGCGAGCAGCCCCGCUGCGACCCCGCCGCGGACCACGGCGGCCUGGACUGCGACCGCGCGCCCGGGGCCGCCCCGCGCCCCGCCACCCUGCUCGGCUGCCUGCUGCUGCUGGGGCUGGCCGCCCGCCUGGGCUGCUGAGCCCCGCCCGGACGACCCGCGCCG